AUGGUGGAAAUUGGAGAGGGAAGCUUGUCCAAUUUCUGGUUUGACAAUUGGAGUUCCCUUGGACCUUUACAUUUACUUGUUACUCAGCAGCAGCUCAUGCAAUCAGGCUAUGAUACAAAAACUAAGUUAAGUUCAUUCAUCUCUGGCUCCAACUGGACAUUUUCUUCCUCCAUCACUGUUAUCCUACCCCAACUACUACCCUCUUCAUCACUCCCCACACCAGUCCCACAAAGGAAAGAUAGAUUUAUUUGGAUUCCUUCAUCCAGUGGAAAAUUCACAAUUGUUUCUACACUUAAACUCAUCAAUCGAGAUAUACCUUCUCAGCCUUGGUCUCAUCUGGUUUGGUCCAAGGUCUCUAUUCCAAAACAUUCAUUCACACUUUGGGUUGCAAUCCAGAAGCGUCUACCAACCCUCAAUAGAAGAUGUGCUGCUUACCUUAACACCACCACUUGCCUCAUAUGCAACAAUGACUUGGAAUCACACAAUCAUCUUUUCUUCAGCUGUCCCUAUGUUAAACCCUUAUGGACCUUUCUUCUAGCACAUUGUGGGUUUUACAUACUGCGCUCAAAUUGGUCUGAAUUGAUCCAUUGGGCUGCUCAUCACUGGCGAGGCAAUAAUCAUUCACAGUGUAAUUCUGUAUCCAAAUUAGCUCUCUCUUCUUUGGUUUAUAAUGUGUGGAAUAAACGAAACAGGAGUCUCUUCAAGAAGAAGAAACUUUCAGCUAACUCCCUACUUCAUAUGACACUAGAACCUGUUCGAUUGAAGCUCAUGUCCUCUACCUUCAUUGAAUCAAUCCAUACCAGACGGCUAACUAUGGAGUGGGAUCUUCCAUCUUGCGUUUUCAGACCACCACCAAAGCCUCCAGAUUAA
Messenger RNA from Cornus florida, 870 nucleotides. RefSeq lists its product as uncharacterized. Bases 1 to 870 code for a protein of 289 amino acids. The record is from RefSeq and is a predicted model, not a curated record. The transcript has a single exon. Lineage: Eukaryota; Viridiplantae; Streptophyta; Magnoliopsida; Cornales; Cornaceae.